ACAUAAAGUAUCUUCUCUUCUUAGGAAAUGUACGCUGUUGCUUAACAACGUCUUUGCAGUGACAGCUGCAAUACUGAUGUCACUCUCUCAGCUGGCAGGAUCAUUUGAAAUGCUCAUACUGGGCCGCAUUAUAAUGGGAGUUGAUGCAGGCAUUUCCUUGAGUGCCCUUCCCAUGUAUCUGAGUGAAAUAUCUCCUAAGGAAAUCCGUGGUUCAUUGGGUCAGGUUACAGCAAUUUUCAUCUGUGUUGGUGUUUUCACGGGACAAGUCUUGGGGCUGCCAGAGAUAUUUGGGACAGAAUCUCGGUGGCCUUUUUUGUUUGGAGUAAUUGUUGUUCCUGCAUUGGUACAAAUUGUGAUUCUGCCUUUUCUUCCUGAAAGUCCUCGUUACCUCCUACUUGAAAAACAUAAUACCAGUAAGGCAGAAAAAGAUUUUGCGUACUCUGCCCUUUGA
This is a messenger RNA of Meleagris gallopavo (turkey), 451 nucleotides long. The record is from RefSeq and is a predicted model, not a curated record. Lineage: Eukaryota; Metazoa; Chordata; Aves; Galliformes; Phasianidae.